AUCGCAAACGCAGGACAGCCAGGGCGUGCUGCGAACGUCGCGGCUUGAAAUAAGAAAAGUGGCGCCCCGUGCGAAUACCGGUCCUGUCGCCGGACGAAUUAUGUAAAAAGGGUCUCGUGCGGUCGUCGCCGUCGUCGUCUACGUCGUCGUUCGUUCUGUUUUGCGCGUCCGAUCGUCUCGUUUGUUUGUUUUCCUUUUUUUUUCCUUUGCUGUGAGCGUGCGACCCGAGAAGAGGAGACGAACCUGAAAAUGGUCUGGUGAGAACGGACCGGACAGUGCCAUAUAGUACGAGCACAUGUGACUGUGAAGUACGGCUUUUAAGGUGGAGACGGUGAAGUUUGCUGUGCGCGACCAUGGGGAGGAUUUUGCGAAUUCAGAUAUUCUUCACUGCACUACAAAUGCUCUUCCUGCUGAUGCGAUGGUCGACGGAGGGGGCGGUGAUGGCGCCCCCGUGGGCCAACCCCAAGCUCAAUCCCUGCGCCAAACAGCCGAUGGGCUGGCAACUGUUGUACUGGCCGCCGGACGGAAAGUGUUACAAAAUAUUUCAGACGGGUUAUCCGUGUCCCGAGGGCAUGGAACUGAGUCCAUCCUCGGACAAAUCGGGAAAUGAAUUUUCAGCGGAAUGUCGCUGUCCACCCAAAACGGCCCAAUCCGCCAGGGACGGACGGUGCUACGAAUUAUUCACCAUAGGACCCUGCGAGAAGGGCUCCUACUUCGCCCCCGACACCUACUACAACAACAACAGUUCCAAAAGAAAAUGGGGUGUAUGCAAGCAGUUGAAGACUUGCUCGAAUCCUUCGGAAAUCUACUGGCCUCAGGACGGCAAGUGCUAUAAAAAACUGACGAAGGGACCGUGUGCCAAAGGACAGUUAUUGUACAGUCCGUCCCCUGAUAAAAUGCCGGCGUGCAAGUGCGGCAAGCAGCGUGAACUCCGGGAGUUCAGGUUCGACAACGGGGAAUGCUAUCAGCACUUCACGCGGGGGCCUUGCCUUGAACAAGGGCAUCUGUUCCUACCCGACCGGAGUUGCGGGUGUCACAGUUUUCUGCCCCAUUACCACGAGGAAUCUGAACAAUGCUACGAACUUGGUUCAAUAGGACCGUGUUCGUCAGGCGAAAUCUUCGACCUGAACCAGAAGACGAGACGCGGCUCGUGCAACUGCAAGCCAGGCUACAUCCGUUACCAAUCCGACAAAUGUUACCGUCCCUACACCCAAGGUCCGUGUCCCGCGGAUCACAUCCUCCUCAACACCACCACCUGCAUCCGCCAACCUUGCGAGAAGGGCCACCUGUACUUCCCCGCUGAUAACCAGUGCUUCCGUAUCGGCACCAGAGGUCCGUGCGCCGCGGGCAAAAUCGUAACGUUCGACUUCAACACACGACCGUCCGUGGACGGCGUCUCCUAUCACGGCGUCUGCAUGUGCGAGCGACGCGACUGCCGCACCGACUCGAACCAGGAGAUGUGCGACAGUACCAAGGGCAUGGUGCGGUACGGAAACGGAUGCCACAAGCUCUACACGCAAGGACCGUGUCCGAAGGGCUCGUGGAUGGUUCCGAAACGGCGACGCGGCAGGGAGGGACUGUGGUCGGACGGUAGCAACGAGAAGGACGGCAUCUGUGAGUGUGCACCGGGGCACACCAGGGUGCAGAAGACUGUUAGGAAUAGGAACGUGACGAUAUGCGUGUCUCCCACUGUGAUUUUAGCUAAUUAUUUGAACAGUAAUUUCACCAUCGCUCAAGUUGUGACGAUUAAAUAAAUGUAUUUAGUUUUA
This is a messenger RNA of Aethina tumida (small hive beetle), 1769 nucleotides long. RefSeq lists its product as uncharacterized. The record is from RefSeq and is a predicted model, not a curated record. Bases 354 to 1754 code for a protein of 466 amino acids. The transcript is spliced from 5 exons. NCBI's taxonomy places the organism in Eukaryota, Metazoa, Arthropoda, Insecta, Coleoptera, Nitidulidae.